Molecule: messenger RNA, 1179 nt
Organism: Ananas comosus (pineapple)
Lineage: Eukaryota; Viridiplantae; Streptophyta; Magnoliopsida; Poales; Bromeliaceae
Product: probable WRKY transcription factor 13
Exons: 3
Coding region: 313-903 (196 amino acids)
Biological process (GO): regulation of DNA-templated transcription
Molecular function (GO): sequence-specific DNA binding; DNA-binding transcription factor activity
Source: RefSeq, a predicted model, not a curated record
GAGAGAGUGGAGAGUGGAGAGAGAGAGAGAGAGAGAGAGAGAGAGAGAGAGAGAGAGAGAGAGAGAGAAAGAAAGGGAGAGAGGGAAAGAUGUUUCCACCACCCCCUCCCAGUGUAGUUCUAAACCAUGGGUUGGUGGAGAGCCAAGAAACCCUAGUGGCUGCUUCUCAAAUAAGCCCUCAUGAUGAUCACCACUUACUACCAUAUUCAUCUCUUCUUCAUCUCAGGUUUUCUCCAUAUGGGCCUCAUCAACACUCUCUCACCAACACAGCUUUCUCUGCGGGAGAAAGGUUCAUGAACCCUAAACCUAGAGAUGGUUGCUCAUCAUCAGAUCAUCAAGCUGCUGCUGCUGCAGCUUCUUCAGCCCGGAGAGCAAGCACUAACCUAUGGCCAUGGGAGGAAGCUAGAGGGCCCACUUUUGAGCAGCAAGAGAACAAUAAUUGGAGCGGAGCACCAAAUCAAGAUGAAUGCUAACAACAACAACAACAACAACAACAACAAAGAUAACAAUAACAACAACACCAAUAAUAGCAGUGUUAAUUACAAGAGCACUAGUAAUACUAUCAACGCUCUAUCGGUCGGCGGUGUGAGGAUGAAGAAGGUGAAGAAGAGGAGGAAGGUGAGAGACCCAAGAUUUUGUUUCAAGACCAUGAGCGAGGUGGAUGUGUUAGAUGAUGGUUACAAGUGGAGAAAAUAUGGCCAAAAAGUUGUGAAGAACACCCAACACCCAAGGAGCUAUUACCGGUGCUCGCAGGACAACUGCCGGGUGAAGAAGAGGGUGGAGAGGUCGGCGGAUGACCCGCGAAUGGUGAUCACGACGUACGAAGGGCGGCACGUGCAUUCCCCGUCCCACGAGGACGUUGAUCAGGCCCAAGCUGCAUCUCAAGUUAGCUUCUUUUGGUAGGUCAAUAUUUGAUAUAUAUUUAUGUAUCAUCUACAUAAUCUUGGUAACUUGUAAUGUUACUAUUUGUUAGGGUUCCAUAGUUUGAGAAUAAAAAAGAUCUUUGUUGUUGUUAGUAAUUGGGACCCUUUGUGAGUUAAAGGAAAGUUUGGACCGGUACAUAUGGUUGGAUGAUCACUUUCUUUGAAGAACAUAUGAGUAUGUGCAAAAGGGUUAUGUAUGGUCCAUGGAUGGUCGAUUGCUCAUCAAUUAAUGUUAUCAGUGUCGCGUUGAUUAGUU